AUUAAUUCGAAAUACAAAUCUCACCCAAAAUAAUCUCCCACUCCUCUCCGGUUACCUCCCCUGCAGUGACACCAGUGGCACCUACAAUCGCUUAUCUCACACAAUAACACAAAAUAAUCACAGUAGAGAAGCCACUCGAAUCAUACUCAGUUGACUGAUUGCAUCCUCUUUGAUUUUUGCAGUGGACGCCAUCUCAAUUAAACCCCACCGCCGCAUCGGUUUCUCCGCCUUUUACUUCUCAUGGAGACUUCCGGUGGUUGUUAUUCUUCGAAUCAGCAGUUUUCAGCCUCCUUUGCCGGUUCACGGCGAGAUGUUACUUACAGCUGUGGUUCCUGUGGCUAUGAUUUAAACCUGAACUCAUCUAGUCGGAAUACAUCUACCAUUGGUUCCAAAUAUGGUAAAUCUAUCAAGAAAGGGAUCAUAUCAUUUUUCUCAAUUGAUGAGAGUCGGUUCAAUCAGGCUGAAGAAUUUAGUUGUGUGCCCUACUUCAUCUUCAAGCACUCUUGUGGUAUUUUCAGUCGGAAAACAAAACUCCUAUGCCGGAAAUGUGGGAACCUUAUUGGAAUAGCUUCUAACCUGAACAACGAUUCUCCUAUCCACCUCAUAACAGACGGGUCAGAUUCACCCUCUAGUAGUGAAUUCACCAGUAAGAGAAAGUACGACAUCAGGAUUCGUUCCUUGCAACCUAGUUCAGCUGGUUUUGGUACUCAUCUUGUCUCAUGAUGGUCGUCAGUUGAACCAGUACCAUGUAUGCAUCGAACCUAUUGCUUAACACCGAAGAAGUCAUGUUGGCACCCAUGUUUUCAUGCGUAAGUAAGAAGCAUGAGGUAAGCUGCUUGUAUAGAAUUUGAUUUUUUCCGUAUUUUUAUCUCUGCUUGCCCACUUAAUCAUUGUUAGUAAAUUCAUACAUGGUCGAGCUGAAUGAAUGAUAGUCGAUGUUGUACAAAACUAUGAAACCUGCAUCAAAUGUGGGGAUUAUGUCGGUAGUUGAGUCCAGUGGUUUGUUCAUUGUUUGGUGAUUCAGUUUUUGUCGAUGUCGGCCUACCUGUCCAGAACGUCGAUUUGUUGCUUUCAUCCGACUUGUCAAUUGUGUAUCCAUUAUUGGCGUGCUCAAGCUUGGGUUUUUCUAAGGUUGUUAGGUCUUGUAGGUAUAAGGUGCUAAACGAUUCGAACUUACGACUAAUGAAGCUUCUUAUAUUGUAUGUGCAAAUGAUUUGCUGAUGAGAUAGUGAAAUCUCCCUGACAUUGUCCAUUGCUUCUGCGAUACUUCACUCUCAGUUUGUGAAAGGUGGUUUGUAUUCGGUGUAUAGACAGAGUGAUUGCUGCAUACUUGAGAUAUCAAAUUGUUAAAAGCUCUACAAAGGUCCCACUUCUUUGUUCUUGUGUCCUAGUACUAAAUAUGUGUGUGUGUGUGAGAUAGGGGGAGAGAGAGAGAGAGAGAGAGAGAGAGUUGUUGAUGAGAAGCACCAAGAAUUACAGUUCUUUCUUAAAUUCAAAGAUUUCAGAUCACUGUUUAAGCAACAAUAAGUUGAGUUGCCUUUUGUAUUUAUUUAUUUUCAGAAAAAUUUAGUAUGUUAGAUUUGAUACUAUGAUUUAUUGUCUAAACCAGUGGUACAAACAAUCCCUCUGUUGCCACAUAAUGGAGGGGGUGAUCUUGUAGUUUUUGGUAAGUGAAAAUCGGUAUUAUGUGCUCCAUUUUCUUUUCCCUUUGAGGCCGAGAACCUAAACCAAUGGUCGAAAAGGUUACUUAAUACACUACUUUACAUAACACUUUAUUGACAUAGAUAUAUCAUACGAUAUAGCAUGUUACUUAAACAAUCGACAUGCAAAAUAUUUUAUAAUUAUGUGUGGACGUAGGGAUAACAUACAUAAAAGUGUGACAAAACAGUGUGGGCUCAUAAAAGUUGGUUUGACUUGGUGUAGAAAAAAGGUUUAUCUUUAAAUGGGAGAUUAAGAUGAAAAGCAAAAUAAACGCUUGUGUCCUUUAUUAUGCAGCCCACAUUUUUUCAAGAUUGUAUGGUAGAUGAUAUAUAAGGAAGGGGCCCCUUCUUCACCCACUCUUUCCUCAUCUCACUAUCUUUUUUCUCUAUGGAAUUCAUGUGCACUUAAUACAAAGAAUCUAUAUAUAGUUCUAUAUACAUGCAUGUGAUAUUGUGUGUGUAUAAAAGAGUGUUUUGCUAUGGUAUGAUAAUUCAGCGACAGGUCUAGAAAACGGAACUUGGAGAGUCGGAGCUACUAGACAUUUGAUCAACGAUGAUUCGGAAGAAUUAACUCUUCGGUAUUCGUGAAUCGACGGUGAUAUUCGCUGACCUCAUGCGAUCACCUCCACCGAGCCUCGGUGAUAAACAUUUUCAUGCUUCUAGGGUUUUAUGUUUAUGGGUUAAUACUUGGGAAUAAUAUAAUGUUGAUCUAGAUUUGUAAUUUUCACAUGAUUUAUGAAAUGGUAGUGAACUUUAAAAUUAA
This is a messenger RNA of Salvia splendens (bonfire salvia), 2463 nucleotides long. RefSeq lists its product as uncharacterized. NCBI's taxonomy places the organism in Eukaryota, Viridiplantae, Streptophyta, Magnoliopsida, Lamiales, Lamiaceae. The transcript has 2 exons. The coding region runs from base 241 to 723 and encodes 160 amino acids. The record is from RefSeq and is a predicted model, not a curated record.